ACAGCCGAGGAAACCUUGGAAAAGCGCCGCUGCGGCUUUAAGACCGGGCUGCGGAUGUGCACGGGGGAGGUCCGUUUCCUCGCCUAGCCUGAAUUUCGUAUUCCAUCCACUUCACAGCAAGGAAAUCCCCGAGUAGCACAAUCUGCGGAGGUCCUUCACAGAGACAGAUAGGAGCAUCUAAACAGAUAUCGACACACCACUCACGCGGGAGCAAUCACACGUUGCAGCUUGAAAAUUUUUAAUGUCAGACAAAAGAAACCAUAGAUGACAUGUGCGCGCGGCUGCAAAGGCGUGUUUUUUUUUUCCAGUUCCAGCUCAGUGUCUGAGAACUGAUUGGAAUUCAUCAUCAUUGUUCAAAGCUAGGUCAGUGCACGGCAACAUCACCACGAUGCCUUAAAUCGAUGCUCUGCGCGAUAGGGAUACGUUUGCAGAGGCUAGUCUGGGCGCGAGCUCACAGCUGGAUACUGGCUGUUUGGGAUUUGACAAUACACUGAAGUCUGGACGUGAAAACAGCCCUGUAAGACUGUGGUAAGACUGUAUCUAGAAGGUGUGUCGUGCUGUUUUGGCAGGGACUACAUUUAAAGCAUAUAUAUAUUAAGAAUCAAUCAUGGGGCAUCCUCCGCUGGAGUUCAGUGACUGCUACCUAGACAGCCCGGAUUUCAGGGAGAGACUCAAGUGUUAUGAGGAGGAACUGGGUCGGACUAGCCGGUUCCUGAAGGAAGUGAUCAAGGAUGGCAAUAACGUUAUCAGUACCAUCAAAAACUACUCUGUGGCUGUUCAGAAGUUCUCUCAAACCCUGCAGUGUUUCCAGUUCGACUUCAUCGGGGACUCGUUGACUGAUGAUGAGAUCAAUAUCGCGGAGUCAUUCCGGGAGUUUGCUGGGCUGCUGCAGGAGGUGGAAGAUGAAAGGAUGAUGCUGGUUCAAAACGCUUGCGACUUACUGAUCAAACCCUUGGAGAAAUUUAGAAAGGAGCAAAUAGGAGUCACGAAGGAAAUUAAGAAGAAGUUUGACAAAGAGAGCGAAAAGUUUUAUUCUCAACUGGACAAAAAUUUACAUUUAUCUUCCAAGAAGAAGGAGUCACAUUUACAAGAAGCAGAUGAGCACCUGGACAGAGAGAAGCUGAGCUUCUAUGAGUCGUCUGUGGACUACGUGUACCAGAUCCAGCAGGUGCAGGACAGGAAGAAGUUUGAUGUGGUGGAGCCCGUGUUGGCCUUUCUUCAUAGUCUAUUUACAUUAAACAACCUCACAGUGGAAAUGACUCAGGAUUUCAUGCCCUACAAACAGGAGCUCCAGCUCAGCUUACAGAAUACGAGGAACCACUUCGAAAGCACCCGAGAGGAGAUGGAGGAGCUGAUGAAACGAAUGAAGAACUCUCCUCAGGUGUGCAAAAUACCUGGCCAGCCCACCGUCGAGGGAUACCUCUACUCACAGGAGAAGUGGGCUUUGGGAGUUACAUGGGUGAAGAACUACUGUAAAUAUCAAAAAGAGUCCAAGAUAUUAACCAUGAAUCCAGUAGAGCAGAAACCAGGAGCCAAGCAGGGCACCACUGAGUUCAAACUGAAAUCCUGCAUCAGAAGAAAGUCUGAGUCUAUAGAUAAACGCUUUUGUUUUGAUAUUGAGACUAAUGAAAGGCCAGGGACAGUAACCUUGCAGGCCCUCUCGGAGUCCAAUAGGAAGCAGUGGAUGGAGGCCAUGGAUGGGAAGGAACCUAUAUACCACUCCCCAAUUGCAAAGCAAGCCGAAAUGGAGCUCAAUGAAGUGGGCUUCAAGUUUGUCCGGAGGUGCAUAAAUGCUGUAGAGACCACAGGAAUCGCCCAGGAGGGAGUUUACAGAACUGUUGGCAGCAACAUCCAAGUACAGAAGCUGUUAAACGCUUUCUUCGACUCCAAGUGCCCGUGUGAUGUGGACCUCCAGAGCAGUGACUGGGACAUAAAGACCAUCACCAGCUCGAUGAAGUUCUACCUCAGGAGUCUUUCAGAGCCAUUGAUGACCUACGAACUCAACAGAGAACUUAUCUUAGCUGCAAAGUCUGAUAACUUGGACUUCAGACUGGGUACGAUCCACUCGCUGGUCUACAAGCUCCCAGAGAAGAACCGUGAGAUGCUGAAUCUUCUAAUCAGACAUCUAGUCAAUGUUUGCAGUCACAGCGAGGAGAACCUGAUGAGCCCCUCGAAUAUGGGGGUGAUCUUCGGACCAACGCUGAUGAGGGCGCAGGAGGACACUGUGGCAGCCAUGAUGAACAUCAAGUUUCAGAACAUUGUGGUGGAGAUCCUGAUCGAAGACUUUGAGAAGAUCUUUUCCACUCCCCCAGAGGAAAGCCCAGCUCCUCCCAUUCCCCCACCCAGAGUGGCUCCACGGAAACGGCAGCCAAUCACCAUCUCGAAGCGGCCGCCACGCCCCCGGCCUGUCCUGACCCACAGCCAGCUUGAAGAUCCAGAGGAUGACCACAGCAGCCCUGCUUUGAAUGGCGGCAGGUCGGAAGACACCGAAGCAGAGCGUAGUACAAAGGCCAGCCCCGUCCCUUUGCAGCGAACAAAGUUACUGAACAGCAGCCCGCGAGUCAACAGCAGCGAACUGGGGCCGAAGCCCCCCCAGCUGCCCAGACUGACCCAGCGCCCCGAGCGGCACUCGGACUCCGACGUAGCGAAGCUGGUGGCUCGUCUUCACGACGCCACUCAGACACCGGAGAGCCGCGCAGCGAACGGGGACGUGAGUGGCAACGUGGUCCGGGCAGCUUCCUUCCAGAUAAGGAGACCCGCGCCCCGCAACGUCCCUCCCACCAGAGACGGGGACGGCGACAAUGUGACUAAAGUGAGGACUCCAACAGAGAAGCAUGUGAUCUCCAGACCCCCCAUGAGACCACCUGACCCCCCUACCAGGUCCCCCGCACCCCAGAAAACACAGAACCCAGGGGCCACAGAGGAAACCACAGCCUCUUACGUCGCUUCCAAAGCCAAGUUUUUCGAGAACGCCUCAAGAAAAACCGGAAGUGCUCCAGUAUCACCCUCUUAUCUUUCACAAGCAAAUUCAAGAGAUGAGAGUUUAAAGUAGUGAGCUCCUGGCUGGGUCCAGGUCAGUCUCUGUCCCAGGACUGGAGCCGAGUUCCGAAGGCAACACUCCUUUGAUGUCAAACAGGAAGCUGCUUCGAUGUUGGGUCGAUGGAAGCGAAUGCAGUGCUGAGACUUUGAUUCCAGCACGUUCCACGCGGCACUCCAAACAAAAAUGCUUUUACACAUCGUUUUAUUAUUAUUCAUUUUAAUAUUUUAAUGUUGUUGUUUUUUUUGACAGAAUGCAACUCUAUAAACUGCGUUGAAGGGUUAAUUGCGGCAUUUACUUUUUUAUUCCUAUCAUUAACUGUUUUCUUUUACUAAAUGUGAAUUUGGAAUGUGAAACAUUGUUUGCUACACUUCAGCUUCCAUGACAAGUUUGGUGGAAUUCUCCAUUCUAUUAAAAAAAAUAAAAACUGAAGUUUAAAAAAAAUUACUUUCUGUGUGGAGCGCAUUGCUCUCAGACAGAUACAUAUGUUCAUUAAAAAAACAUUCACAAUUCUCAAUUCACACUGCAGGACAUGGAUGACAUAAAGUUUGGUAUUCAUAUAAGGUUUGUAAUUCCACCUUUGGUUAUAUUUUCUAGCCUUAGAAAAGGUUUUAUAGUUAAUGUGACCAGGUCCUGCAACAUAGUUAGUGCCCGAUGUAUUAUACUGGGACGCUGUCAUAAUCCAUCAUUUUGUUCUCUCCAUAUUUUACAAAGACAGUGAGAUCGAUGUCAGUUAUAUAUAUUAACCUUGAGACAUCUUUAUGUUUAGAUUGUGCACAUCCCUGGCCAUGGAUGUACAGUGAAAUCGGGAUGUACGGAGGCACCUGUCCAUACAUGCGUAUUUCACACAUUUGUUACAAACAGUGCAUACUGAUGUCAUUCAUAUCUAUUAAAUACUCAAUAGUACUGAAUUCAGAAGUAUUAAAAGAAACUAAAUAACAUUGAAGACAUUGAAGCAUUUGUCCUUUAUUACGUUUCUGUUAGUAUUUCUAAAUACAUACUGAUGCAUUGCCCUUGGUGAUCAAUGUUUUCCUGUAUCUGGGGUGUGUUUCGUACUUGCUACUCAAUAAGAAUUUCGAAGGCUUGUGUUUUUAAAUAUAUAUUCCCAAUCCUGUGACCUGUGUUUCUCUCAGUCAAGCCUGAGAGUCUCGGAAACUGGAAGCUAAGGGUGUCUUUUAAAGCUACGUGUUCAGGCCACAACUUAUCAACAAGCGUGCUUUCCCUGGAAAUAUGUCUGUUGCCUUUGUGUACAGCACAGUUUAGGGUCUUGUUUUCUGUAGAUGGUGCCUGUCUUGUCAAAAGCCUGUAUAUUGAUAUUAGAAUGUGGUUGUGGUCAUAUUUUGUGUGUGUACCGUUGCACAGUGGUUUAGUGUGUUCUCUGUUUGUUUUAAAAGUAUUAAAUUUGUAUUUACAUA
Acipenser ruthenus (sterlet) is the source of this 4452-nucleotide messenger RNA. Its product is annotated as oligophrenin-1-like. Gene Ontology annotation, cellular component: cytoplasm. Gene Ontology annotation, molecular function: GTPase activator activity; protein binding. The transcript is spliced from 24 exons. The coding region runs from base 608 to 3052 and encodes 814 amino acids. Gene Ontology annotation, biological process: signal transduction. The record is from RefSeq and is a predicted model, not a curated record. NCBI's taxonomy places the organism in Eukaryota, Metazoa, Chordata, Actinopteri, Acipenseriformes, Acipenseridae.